Molecule: messenger RNA, 1353 nt
Organism: Cervus elaphus (red deer)
Lineage: Eukaryota; Metazoa; Chordata; Mammalia; Artiodactyla; Cervidae
Exons: 6
Coding region: 1-1353 (450 amino acids)
Source: RefSeq, a predicted model, not a curated record
AUGCCCUUUGUCAGCCAGAUGUUUGGACUCGUUUUGGAGGCUGAGUCAUUAGCUGGGAGUGCCCUGGCAUUUGGGCUCUGCUGUUCUGUGUCUGAGAAGGAAGGCAGGCAGCCUGUGAAGGACUGGCUCCCAAGCAGUAAAAGGGGCUGUCCGGGCCAGACCAGGGCCCCGCCAGCAGACCAGAGGACGCCCUUCAUAGCGUGGGAACUCCAGGCUGCCUGGAGCUGCCUGCCCUUAAGGACCAUCCCUUCCCGCCCCACUCCCAACUCUGACGGGCAGAGCAGGCAGCAGGGUCUGAAGAAGCCCGUGUGGACACUCAGAGAAGCCAGCAGAAGCCGGGAAGGAGAUUACCAUCUCAUCACGGCCCCCAGGACUAGUAAGCGCUCGGUUGGGUGGGAUAAGCUGACAGAUUUGGAGGUGGCGUCAGGGAAAAGUGCCUUUGUAGGUGUCUUCAAGGUGCACAAGCCAUCGCCUGACCGUCCGGGGUGCAGGUCCGCGAACAGCAGGGAAGAUGCCUGGGAAAGGCCGGAACUACCAAGGCCCUGGCCCCCAGAUGUGUUGGGCUACGCCCCCAACACCGCUGCCUCCCGGUCUCAGACCCUGUCAUCGCCCCGCCUCACCCCAGCAAGACUCCCCUGGGAAGCUGAUGACAUCAGAGGUGCCCCAGGAAGCCGCCCGCCCCCAGGGCGACAGACGGGACUAUUUAUACGGAGGAAACGCAGCCCUGUCACCCUCCGGCUCCACGUUGCCUUCUGCUUCCCUCGCUUCCCCGGCUCGCGCCGGGGCUGCUGCGCCUAUAUUAGGAGCUCGGCAGAUGGAAGGGGCGGGACCUUCCGCGUCUCCCCCGGCUGGGCUCUCUGCACGUGCAUCCCGGCCCUGAGCCAUCAAGGACCUGGCCCACCCUCCCUGCGCUGUCUGAACCUCCCUGGCACCCUAGGGGGUAGACGAAGAGUUCUUGCCAUCUCCCAACUGAGGGCUCCAGGUUCACCAGGGAGCCCAGGCUCAUUAGGAAACCACAGAGCACGUGGCCCCGGUCAGGCAGAGAGCCAGCAGGUGUCCCGUGGCAAGCUCCAGCCCGGUCUCCGAUGGGGUGACAGACAGACCUCCAGCCCCACUUCUGCCAUCAGCGGCUGCUCCCCUCUCCCGGAAGCCCUGGAGACCAGCAUCUGGCUCAGCAUCCCAAGCUCACCUGGGUCCUCGCCUCUGUCCUCCGCUGCUUUGUACACCAGCAAGUGGGGCCUCUCACCACACUGGGUGACUGGGGGUGGGGUAUCCUGCAGCUUUGAUCCCCAAUUGUGUUCUGUGGCUUUGGCACUGGGGAGGUGUCAGACACUGAGGUACCCAACCUGGUAA